Lagenorhynchus albirostris (white-beaked dolphin) is the source of this 1634-nucleotide messenger RNA. RefSeq names its product thiopurine S-methyltransferase (gene TPMT). The transcript has 9 exons. The record is from RefSeq and is a predicted model, not a curated record. Gene Ontology annotation, molecular function: thiopurine S-methyltransferase activity. The coding region runs from base 138 to 875 and encodes 245 amino acids. NCBI's taxonomy places the organism in Eukaryota, Metazoa, Chordata, Mammalia, Artiodactyla, Delphinidae.
UGUGUGAUCGGAUUCCGGAACGGGGCGUCCCAGCCAUCCGCGCCCUGAAAUGGGCUCAGGGAGCCGAGUGGGAACGGGGAAUAACGAGAUCAGGCAUUGGAGACAUUUGUUUCUGAGUCAAAGCUAUCUACAAAACCAUGGCUAAUACAAGAGCAGUACUUGAUGCUGAAGAGUACCCCAACACUGAGGUACAGAAAAACCGAGUGCUAACUCUGGAAGAAUGGCAAGAGAAGUGGGUGAAUCACAAAAUUGCAUUUCACCAAGAACGAGGACAUCAGCUAUUAAAGAAGCAUUUGGAUACUUUUCUUAAAGGCGCGAAAGAACUGAGGGUAUUUUUUCCUCUUUGUGGAAAAGCAGUUGAGAUGAAAUGGUUUGCAGACCGAGGACACAGUGUAGUUGGUGUGGAAAUCAGUGAACUUGGGAUACGGGAAUUUUUUACGGAGCAGAAUCUUUCUUACUCAGAAGAACAAAUUAUGGAAAUUCCUGGAGCCAAAGUAUUCAAGAGUUCUUCAGGGAACAUCUCAUUGUACUGUUGCAGUCUUUUUGAUCUUCCCAGAGCAAAUAUUGGCAAAUUUGACAGAAUUUGGGAUAGAGGAGCAUUAGUCGCUCUUAAUCCAGGUGAUCGCAAACGCUAUGCAGAUAUAAUGUUGUCCCUAACAAGAACUGGGUUUCAGUACCUCUUGUCUGUUUUUUCUUACGAUCCAACUAAACAUGCAGGUCCACCAUUUUACGUUCCAGAUGCUGAAAUUAGAACAUUGUUUGGUUCAGUGUGCAAUAUUCAUUGUCUGGAGAAGGUUGAUGCUUUUGAAGAAGGACAUAAAAGUUGGGGAAUUGACUACAUUAUUGAAAAGUUAUAUCUAUUUAUAGAAAAGUAAAUGAGACGUAAAUAGAAGCAAGUAAUAUCAACAUGUUUUUGAGCAAUUGAAAAUUGUGCUAAGGCAUGAAAAUAUAAUAGGUGACUUUUGGAAAAAAAUUCUUCACAAAUCACAUCACAGAUCUUUGCUCAAAAAUGCUUAUAACUUUUUAGGAAAAAAAACAUGUACUUUGGAAAAGAGACUGAUUGGGGGGGCGAAAGAUUAUACCUGUGUGUCUUACUUACAGAUUGCAAGAAUUUUUUACAAUCAGCAUGUAUUACUUGUAUAAUUAAAGAAUAAAAGAAAAAUAUAAUGCAUAUAACUUAAAUAUAAUAGACAGAAACAUUGGCAUUCUUUACGAAAUUUAGAACCAUUGAGUAAAUGUAACACUUUAAUGGGGUCCAAGGUAAAAGAUAAUGGUCUAAGACAUUACAUAAACAUUAAUUUUUACUGUAAACCCUCAUAUUGUACUCAAUCCUAGCACUCCUUUUCACAUUUUUUCUCCUUAUAUAAUUUUAUAUAUGGCAGAAUGAAGAAAUAAACUUUUAAAUUAAUGAAAUUAACCAAUCUAUAUGGAAAAAAUAUUUUUCCCAAACUGUAAAAAGUAUCUUUAAAAGUUGUUUUCUGUGUUUGGCAGUUUUUUGUUUCUUGUAAUUUAAUCUUGUUUAAAUGAUAGUCUUACGAAGUGCAGUGUACUUAGGGCUGGAUUCAUGUCUGUUCAUUAUGAAAGUUUAGAUUCAAAACUUUUCAGUUUUUCAUUAAAAAUCACAUUUUGAUAAA